This is a messenger RNA of Penicillium riverlandense, 1041 nucleotides long. RefSeq names its product alpha/beta fold hydrolase. Gene Ontology annotation, molecular function: epoxide hydrolase activity. The record is from RefSeq and is a predicted model, not a curated record. Lineage: Eukaryota; Fungi; Ascomycota; Eurotiomycetes; Eurotiales; Aspergillaceae. The coding region runs from base 1 to 1041 and encodes 346 amino acids. The transcript is spliced from 2 exons.
AUGGGUGUGACCGAGAACAAGACCGUUGUCCUGGCAUCUGGCGUCAAGAUAUUCUAUCGAGAGCAAAACCAAGUCCCGAAUUCUCCUAUAAUUCUACUACUCCAUGGCUUCCCAUCCUCCUCACACCAAUACCGCAAUUUGAUCCCUCUUCUCGGAGCCAAAUAUCGCGUGGUAGCCCCAGAUCUUCCCGGAUUUGGAUUCACCGAAACACCAUCGACCUUCAAUUACACCUUUGACAACCUGGCAACCACCAUGGCCGAGUUUCUUGACAAACUCUCCAUUACCAAAUUCUCCAUGUACAUCUUCGACUACGGCGCACCGACCGGCUUGAGACUCGCUCUCCAGCGACCAGACUCGAUCCAAGCCAUCAUCUCACAGAACGGAAACGCCUAUACCGAGGGCUUCGGCGAUGUCUGGGGUCCUAUCCAAGACCUCUGGGCUAGCAACAACGCACCCGAAAACCGCGCCAAGGUUGCGCAGGCUAUGCUUACUCUGGAGAUGACCAAGUUCCAGUACGAGAAUGGCUCUCCGGAUAUCAGCCGCAUUGCACCAGAGUCGUAUUAUCUUGACUACGCUUUGAUGGAGCGGCCAGGAAAUAAGGAAGUUCAGUUGGACUUGUUCAUGGAUUACCAGAACAAUGUGGCUCUUUAUGAAGAUUUCCAUGCCUACUUCCGAAAGUCGAGCGUCCCUCUUCUUGCUAUUUGGGGCAAAAACGAUGUGUUCUUCAUUCCGCCAGGGGCUGAAGCGUUUAAAAAAGAUCUGCCACAUGCUGAUGUCAAAUUGAUUGAUGCGGGGCACUUUGCCAUCGUCAGGAUCGUGUUCAACGAUGUUGGAAUCGACAUAAGUUUCGAAAGCCUUGGACACAUUUUUUUCGCCGUACAAAACUUCGAUGAAGUGCGCGAAUAUCUUUUUCUGGACGCUCUCGUCGACUUUGCGGCCUGGACAAUAUGCUGUCGUCGGAUAAAACGGAAGGUUCUUGCUGUCGGUAGGGUCGAGUGCGGAGUCGACGACGUCUCGGGGAAUUUUAGGACUUCCUUCUAA